Messenger RNA from Fukomys damarensis (Damara mole-rat), 2594 nucleotides. RefSeq names its product selectin P ligand (gene Selplg). The coding region runs from base 134 to 1450 and encodes 438 amino acids. Gene Ontology annotation, cellular component: plasma membrane. The transcript has 2 exons. Lineage: Eukaryota; Metazoa; Chordata; Mammalia; Rodentia; Bathyergidae. The record is from RefSeq and is a predicted model, not a curated record. Gene Ontology annotation, biological process: leukocyte tethering or rolling; hemopoiesis.
UGGCAGGGUCUGAGACGCGGCAGGGGGUGCCAUACAGUGCCCAGCAGCCUAGUCUGGGGCUUUGUCACUAAAGCAAAGAAGUCACUUCUAGGCCCAGGAGGCAGCUGUCCCAUGCUCUGCUGAGCACGGUACCAUGCCUCUGUGCCUCCUGCUGCUGCUGCUGCUGGUGCCUCUGAGCACAGCCUCCACCCAGGAGGAUGCAGCUAAGGGAGCCCCAGGCCCUGCCCUUGCCCGGGGACGGAGACAGGUGGAGCUGGAAGAUGACUUCGAAGACUAUUCCGAAGAAUAUAACACAGAACCUCCAGAAACACUCACAGAGACCACUGGGCCUGCAACUACAGACUUUAAGCAUGGGACCCUGAAGGACCAUCUAGCGUGGACAGAUUCUGUGGAGCCUGGAACCUCUGAGCUACCCACCCUGGAGGCUGCCGUGAAGCCAGUCACAGUGGAUUUAGCUACAGAACUGAGCUCUGUGAAUGUUUCUAUCAUGGAGGCUGCCCUCAAAGACGAGGCCCUAUCCGGGCCACUAGCAGCCACAGAGACAGAGACCACUCAGCCAGCAGCCACGGAGGCAGAGACCACUCAGCCAGCAGCCGUGGAGGCAAAGACCACUCAGCUAGAAGUAACAGAAAUGGAGACCACUCAGCCAGCAGCCACAGAGGCAGUGACCACUCAGCCAGCAGCCACAGAGGCAGAGACCACUCAGCCAGAAGCCACGGAGGCAGAGACCACUCAGCCAGCAGCCACGGAAGCAGAGACCACUCAGCCAGCAGCCACAGAGCCAGAGACCACUCAGCCAGCAGCCACAGAGCCAGAGACCACUCAGCCAGCAGCCACAGAGGCAGUGACCACUCAGCCAGAAGCCACAGAGCCAGAGACCACUCAGCCAGCAACCAUAGAGGCCCUGCCUGUGAGUCUCACAGUCACAGAAGCUCUGCCCACAGAGCACAUUGCUGCAGUGGCUAUGUCCACAGAGCCAGGCACCACGGAGUUCUCGUCCUCGGGACCCACCCCUACCAUCGCCUUUUUUGGGCGCUCUGUCACUCGAAAGGACACCACUGUGGCAGCCAGCAACUUGUUCAACAUGGGCCUGAAGAAAGGGGAGGCUGUGCCCACUAGGAGCUCCACGGCCCCCAGCCCCACUGAGGCCCCAGGGCGCAUCCCUGUGAGGCAGUGCCUGCUGGCCAUCCUCAUCCUGGCACUGGUGGCCACCAUCUUCCUCGUGUGCACUGUGGUGCUGGCUGUCCGCCUCUCCCGCAAAGGCCACAUGUACCCUGUGCGCAACUACUCACCCACAGAGAUGGUCUGCAUCUCGUCCCUGCUGCCCGAUGGGGGCGAGGGGGCCUCCACUGCAGCCAACGGGGCUGUGACCAAGGGUCACGACCUAAAGACGGAGGGCAGGGAGGACCGAGAGGGGGAUGACCUGACCCUGCACAGCUUCCUCCCUUAGCUGCCCGAGAGACCCCGGCCCUGUCGCUCCUCUGCAGCCACCCACAGCUCUGGCUUCCCGGGAGACCCCGGGGAGAGGGGUCUGGAGGACAGGACUGCGGCUGCCCCAAACAGAGUCAAGAGCCACCAAGGUCCCACAGCCACGUAGGCCCUGCCGGCAGAAUCACCCCCCCUCCUGCCUUGGUGGAGCCCGGCUGUCCCCAGGCCCUGCCUGCGAAAUCCGCCCUCAACCCUUCCUUGUCCCGGGUCAGUUCUGGGGGCCUCUAAGUCCUCCUCCUGCUGCUGUCUGCUGUCCACCUCCCUCCAGGCCACUGUGGCCUCAUCCCCAGGUACCAAGGAAGACUGAGUGCCCCUAUUCCCCUUCUGGUUGCCGUGGUGGCCAGGUAGGAAGGGAAUGCUUUGGGGAGGGAUGCUGAAGAGUGAUGGAUUCCUGAGGCCAUUUCCCUGUGUCCCCCACCCCAAGAGGGGCAGCUUGGGGCUCCUUGGGCGCUGUUCUGGGAUCCCAAGGCGGGCCUCAGCAGGCCCUCUGUGGGACUGUGCGGGCCAGUUCCAUCUUGGACGGUGAUCCCACUCUUCCCUCGCUUGUUUUCCCCUUGGCUACGUGUUAGGGUGGGCUCUGUCCCUGCUCUCACCCAGCCCAGCUCCCAUCAAUGUGGAUGAAGGAGAAGGCACAGUGGCUGAGUCCUUCGCAGGACUCCGGGAAGCCCUCCCUGCUCUCUCCAUGCUGCAGGUGCGGCAGGUGCUUUCCAGCGCCAGGUCCUCAGCCCCAGGCUCUCGGGAGCCCCCAUCGUGGGCUGUUCACAGGGCAAUGGGCCAUCUUGGUUCUGCUUGGGCAGCUGGAGAAGCUCUUGUGCUGUGAGGGGAAAACGGGGGCUUACUUAAUCUCCCCACAGAAGUAGGUGCCCCCAGAUCUCAAACACACCUCCACGUGCCCAUGCCAUCCUCCUGGAAGCCCGCCCCUGCCCACUAAGGCCAGGGACAUCUCCUCCCAGGCAGAGCAGCCACAGCAAGUCGUCUCCACCACUCAGAGGGGUCAGGAUGGGAUGGCACCCAGAGUCUGGCAGGCUUGGUGACACAAGCCUCUAGUCCCAGCCCUCAAGGGAGAAUCUCAAGUUCAAGUCCAGCCUGAGCAAUUUAGCGACUUA